CUCAUCAUCAUUUGAAUCAAAUCUCAGAAAAUCCUCUUCCACUCAACAAACCCUCAGAAGAGCUAAAGCAACCACUAUGGCUUGCUGGUCUGCAGAAAAUGCCACAAAGGCCUACCUCAGCACUUUGAAAAUGGGUCAAAAGUGCAAAGAGCCAGAUGUAGCAGAGUUUAUAUCAGCACUAGCUGCAGGAAACAAUGCACAACUUAUGGUUGUGGCAUGUGGUGGUGCAGCUGACUCCACCACACUAGCAUUGGUUGCUGCUGCUAACCAAACUGGUGGCAAAGUCAUUUGUAUUGUCCCUAGCCAUGAAGAGCUAAGAGCUUCCAAAAUUUCCAUGGGAAGAAUGGCUUCUCAUCAAGUUCAAUUCAUGGUUGGAGAAGCUCAAGAAGUGCUUUUAGAGCACUAUGAUCAGGCAGCAGAUUUUGUGCUCAUUGACUGCAACCUUGAGAACCAUGAAGAGAUCCUUAGAGCAGUUCAAGAGGGUAGGAAGCAAAAUGGGACAGUGGUUGUAGGGUACAAUGCAUUUAGCUGCAGAAAGUCUUGUUUGGCAUGUGGUUCAAAAACUCAGCUUCUGCCUAUAGGAGGAGGUUUACUUGUGACAAGAUUUGGAGUGAGUGAAACAAGUCCAAAAUAUGGAAACAGAAUUAUGGGAAAAGUCAAAAGCCGUUGGGUUGUAAAGGUAGAUAAAUGCACAGGCGAGGAACAUGUGUUCAGGGUCAGAUUUCCUCAAAGGAAAGUGGUCCAAGCUUAAUCAUGUGCAUGUAUGGUAGUACAAUAUUAGCCUCCUCCAACUCCUCACCAUUUUGUUCUAGGCAAAAAUGAGUGCUAAAUUUUGCUUCUAAUAUGAAGUACUAGGAGUAAUUAGUCCUAUUUUACAAUAUGUAUAUACCAAAUUAUAAAACAUAAAUUGGAUAAAAUUGGUUGAAAAGUUUUGUUGUGUUUAA
Messenger RNA from Glycine soja, 944 nucleotides. RefSeq lists its product as uncharacterized. NCBI's taxonomy places the organism in Eukaryota, Viridiplantae, Streptophyta, Magnoliopsida, Fabales, Fabaceae. The transcript is spliced from 2 exons. The record is from RefSeq and is a predicted model, not a curated record. The coding region runs from base 77 to 751 and encodes 224 amino acids.